This is a messenger RNA of Xyrichtys novacula (pearly razorfish), 16420 nucleotides long. The record is from the annotation of a GenBank genome assembly. Lineage: Eukaryota; Metazoa; Chordata; Actinopteri; Labriformes; Labridae.
AAGCUUAGGGUUUGGGUGUAUUUUUACUCUUUAUUUUUAAAAAUGUGGAAAUUUAGAACGAUGUAAGCUUAAUCUGCCAAAAAAUAAACGGCUCAGGGGUGCUAUCUGGGUGAGAAGAUGUGCUGAAAUCAACAAGAAAUUAACACUGGACGUCCGAAACAAAGAGGUUUAUCUCACAGAUCAAGGAACGCCCUUGUAACCGCCCUCUUCAAAACAAGCUUGUCUGCCAUUGGUCGCGUUGUUGCUGUGAGGCUCUCUGAUUGGCUGGCGGCCUCGUCACUGAACGUCUGUUGUUCACACUCGCCUCAGAGUGAGAGCGCCCUGUGACAGUGGGCUGCAUUGAUUCAUGCUGCUGUGGAGCCUCAUUUUUGGAUUUGGGGAACAAUUAAUGCGGCUGAAACAGAGCGUAUGAAGGUAUGUUUGCACACGGAAAGGUUGUGAGUGGUAUUCGCAACUAACCUGUUGAAAUUCAACCUCCAGUUUUUGCCCGUCUGCAUGAAGAAAGCAGAAUGCCAAAGUCUAUAGACAGGUCUGUGACACAACCUGCAAUUGGCUUGUAAUGUAUGGGGCUUGGAAUUUUCAGUUUAGUGAAACUUUUGGUUCAAUUUAAGAAAAGAAAAGCAAUAAUGGUGGUUUUAUGGUUAAAAUAGCAUGUAGAGAUUGUAAUUUGUGUCACUUCAGGUCUUCCACGUUGAGUUCCUUACAGGCUGAUGGGUGUGUGUAGCCUACUUCACUGUUAUUGAUGCCAUAUUGAUUAAACCAUAAUCACAAUUUAAACGGUAGCUGAUGUGUUUUUUGUGCUGCCUGGGACAAUUAUAAACUAAGUGUUGCCUUCACGGACAUAAUGACAGUCUCUUGAGUCAGACAAAGGCCCUGGACGGCAGGUGGAUCCUCGGCUGUUCCUCAGCAACCACUGUGAACGUUUACUGCUGUGAACACACUGAGCACCCUGUCCUGCACAUUGAGCACAUUACCACAACAAGGCUGAGUAAAGUUUAACUGAGGCUUUGUUUGCUCGCUGAGAGAAAUGGCUGAGAUGAGCAGAGAUUUAUAGACACCUACCUCACAAUAGUGCUGGUUAAAUUAGCUCUUGCCUCUGUCUGGACUUGUUAAUCUGGCUUGAACAUCAUUUGCAUGAAUUUAAUACCUCCUGACAGGACUGUUCAGAUUAAGUCUCAGGAUUCACAAAGUCAAAUUUGCAAGGAUACAACUUCGUGGGAUUUGCUCCUGAGUGAUGAUCCCCAUGGUGUGGGCAUCCCAGGAAUGCUGAAUUGAUUAUCCAGUCUCUUUUUUUCACAGAUAUCUGGUGACAAAUAGCAAGUUUGGCCUACAGUCACAACCAAAAGCACAGGCACCUAAUAAUUAAACUUAUAUCAUAGUGUUUGUGUGUGGUGCAGUGCUGGAAACCACCCUCUCCGAACGUGUCAAGUGAGAACUACUGAUUGACACAGUGUUGCUUUGCUGUGAAUGUGUGGUGCGCCACAGAAUGCUCUGAGGAAUUUGGACACUUCUGCGAGAAAGUAAACACUUCACUUGAGUUUUAGCCUCUGGUACCAGUUUCUCUGGUAGCAAAGAGGUGCGGACGGGUUUGUUUGAAGUGAGGAUUACUCGUACUUCUUAUACAGAGGGAUUUACAGAAUGAACGAAAGUCAAAAAACAGGCUCCUGUUAUCUGAUUUUACACACUUUGUCAACCGCAUAGUUAACUCGCACAAAAACAGUGCUUUACUAUUUUAGAGCACUGAAAAAAAACCAAGAUUGUGACUACACCUUUAUUUUUAAAAGAUGAAGUCAGCUGUUUUUGUCUUUCUUUUCAUUUUUAGGGUGAGGUCAGCUGCCUGAAGUGCAUGUUAUGUGACUAGACUUGACCGAACUGGUGAAUCACAGGAUAUAGUGGAGGAUGGAUCAUAGCCUGUGCCGUGAGAGUGAUUUGAAACUACUACUAUUUCAUGUAGAGAAACCGUCUCAGUCUUCAAAUCCGGCUGUGGAGACUGAAUAGAGCAGAGCAGACAGCUGUCCAUGGUUCUUCAGCAACUUAACAUGCAGAUAUGCUAAUCACUUCCUGUUUAUAACCCUGAGCACAACCAAGUGAGGCCCCCUUGUCCCAUCCUAUAGCAGCUCUGUGCCUCACAGUGCAUAAUAAAGGCAAAGAAAGUCCAUUUAUGUCUUAACCAGAAUAUUUCUCCAAUUCUCUCGUUGUGUCCUCAGGAUGAGAAGAUGAAUGUGGAGGCUCUAAGCAGGGCAGAGCUGCUGACUCUCCUCAGUAUUUUGGAGGGUGAGCUGGAGGCCCAGGAUGUUGUCAUACAUGCACUCAGGGUAAGUAAUGCCACCCACCACCAGGACCACCACCCUCCAAGGACUCUGGAUUGCAAAACAUGUAACAAACAUUAAAGAGCAUAGACCUAAUUUCCAAACAUUGACAGCAGUACACACAACAAUUACAACAAUUUGUGAAACCUAUCAAACAAAACAUUUCCUUUCGUCGUUAUGUGCUGUUACUCAAGACAGCCUUAGACACCAAAAUCAAGCAGUUUUACAUUACAGCCCCCAAAGAAGAAUGUGAGCAGACAGGGAGGGGAUGUGUAAACAGGAAACUUAAGGAAACAAGGCUUGAAAAGACAAUGGCACCGGAGUCAUUCUGGUUUCCCUGGCCUUUCAAUUCCAGCACAACGCCAGCAUUGUUGCUUAUCAGAUCUGUCUGAUAAGUCAUUCUGAUUUAAAACUGCUUCUUAUUUCCCCCUGACCCAAGCACUUAUUCAGACCUGGGUGUCCAAUUUGUGCUUUAACUCAGGUCUGACAGUCUCCUGCUUAGAUAGUUAUCUAGUGACUGUUUGUUUAAAAUCAAGAAGAUAGACGACACAGCUGCUCCAAGAAAGUGAAGCCAGAACAGUUAAUGAGGUUCGAAAAUGCUUAGAUGUGGAGAAGCUAAAAAUGUGGUUUAAAAAACAUUGUGAAUCAAAGGGGGAGGGAAUAUCCUAAAUCAGUCAUCUUCGUACUCCUGUGUACAGCAAAAAUAAACAUAGUCUGAAUACAUCCAAAGCUAAUAUUUGGUUAUUCUUGGGUUAGGCUGUCGGCAUGUACUGUAGAUGUCAAUCAGUUCAAAGCAUUUCUAAUUCAAAAAAAUGAAACAUCUAUUUUGGAUGAGGGGGAACUUUGAGGGUUGCACUUUCAAACUACUGCUUUAGUAGUUUCAUGUAGCUCAUUCACUCUCUCUAUCCAAAUGUCCGAGCUGCUUUUUUUCAUCCACAGUGCUUUGCUUUGUUUGAGUUUAGUCUGGAUCUCUCCAUCCCCUUGGCUGCUUCAUCCAGUCAUGACCACAACAGCUGCUCCAUGAAGCAGCUUGACUCAUUGUCUGAAGCACUGAGGUUGUAAUGAGCAUCAGUAACAGCCAUGACUGUCUUGUUCUGAUAAACAGGCCUUUAUAGUCACUAUUACACACACCAAUCACAGCCAUUUGCUUUAUACUAAAGAUACAGUUGCCUUUUUGUACUUUUCAUUCCUUUUUCUAUAUCUCAAACCCUUCUGUUUUCCCCCUCUCCCUCCUUUCUCCCCUGAGCAGCCACAUUGCGUGGAGUCUUUCAUGUUCAACCAUGACCCAUGUCCUCUUUGCCCACUCGCUCACUCACACACACACACACACACACACACACACACACACACACACACACACACACACACACACACACACACACACACACACUCCGGUGGUCUCUGGUGGGCCACUUAGAGGCUGCAGUGUUUACUGCAGAGAGGAUGUACAGAGUUGUAGGCUCAAAUCACCGACUUCCCUUGUCCCCACUGGGGGCCUGUUGAGCAUGUCGACUGAGUGCAGACAUGUGGCUGCAGAGAGAUGUGUCAGGGGGUGAUAGCAGGCUAAUUUAUCCAGUAUUGAGCUGUGUGUCUUUGUGCAUUGAUCUCGCCUCACAGGAGAUCUGUUUGCACUGUCUUCUGUUUGUGGAAGCUUUUCCUUUUUUUUCACUGUGACUUUUUUCCGAAUCUUGAUACACCACAUACUGUCUUUCUAAAACGGUGUGCACACUAUUAAUUUGCAUGUUAGAGCAGAUGAACAGGACAAAAAACGGGUCUCUUACCCUUGCCAUUCUUUUAUACUUAAAAUAUUUUCUCCUCCCAGCAGCGAACACUUGGGAUGCCUUUAGAUUGCUCGGGACAACCGCAUUCAGGAGCUCUCUGCUCGCUUCUUUCACCUCCAAAUCCCCAAAACUUGGAGCUUAAUCCGUAUUUGCUUACUUACCAUUAAGAUUGCGUCACCUUUGGGACUUGUCUCUACAGCUUCUUGAUUGUAUUUUUUUUGGCUCCUACCUCUGAGGACAUGGAUAGCAGUUUUACUAGAGGGAACAUUCCUGAAAACAUGACACCAGGAACAGGUCCUGCAUUCCAACAGGGGUGACGUAUGAGUUUGAGUUGAUGAUUGUCUAUACCUUUACUGGAACAAAGCUGUUAUUAUCGUGUCCUUGACGGGCGUAGUUGGCAUAUCCUUCUUGGAGUUCGCCUUUAUAGAAAUGCCAUCUAAAGAUAUGAAAGCAUACCUUUGAUAGAAGACAAAAACAUGCUUCUGAAACACCGACAAUAAACUCUUAAUAAACUAGGGCUGGGCGAUAAACCGAAAAUUUACAGGUACUGAAAUUUAUGACAAUAACUGACGUCAUUUUGCUCAUAUCAGUAUAUUCGGUGUCAAAAAGACAAAUAGAUAAAAGUUGGUUUUAGAUGUGUUUAGGUAGGCUAUGGUCUCAUGUCCUUUUAAGACACUGUCCUAUCCAGUCCAUAACAAAGAGGGAAAGACAGGUGGAUGGAGGACAGUUUAAAAGUUGUAACAGCUGGAGCGGCGGCUGAAGUUGAUGAAGUUAGUCUGGGAGGGGGUGAGCUUGGUUAACUGCUUAAUAUAUCGUAAUGCUGAUCUGAGGCCAUAUCGCCCAGCCCUAUUCUCAGCCUUUUUGAUUAUUAACUGCUUGAAACCAUAAACACAAGCAAACUUUAUGACUCCAGCUUGGUCAUAUUUGGGCAUCUGUGCCUGGAAAAACAAACAUUGCUGUUUUUCAGUGCUCAAAAUGGUUUGCUUUACCCAGGCUGCCAACCUUGUGUGGUCAAAAAAUUUUCAGUCAUGCUUAGUAUGCCCUGUUUUGUUUUUCAUAUGAUGUCAUGUCCUGUAAUCUUCAAAUGCCUCGUCUAUUUUUGCAGGCUGACGUGUUUUCCUGACUCUGUAAAACAAUAGGGCCUGGCUGGAGUGUUUUGUCCAGAUAAGAUUGUACACACUGUUACUCAACAAGAAUCAAAACUGCCCAGUUUGGACAUGUUGUCUUGGUUAGUGAGGGUAAAAUGUAAGAUAAGACAUGAAAAUGCAAAAUAUAGCUCAAAGCGUAAGGAACGUGCACUUAAAAAUAAAGUGAUACAAGAUAACAGCAAUGUAAUGCAUGCUAAUCCAUGAUGUCAGACAGUGCAGUACUUCCAUUACAGCCCAAGGCGUGCCAGAGGAAAGCUCCCUGACCUGAAAAUUCUCAGAUGACAUCAAAGUACCUGAAGCUACCUUCUUUCAGUCAUGUCAGAAAAAUAAGCGAGAUAUAAGCACGGCAGAGUCACAUACUUAAACAGCAAUAAUUCAUCCACAUAAAUGACAAAGUAUGGCUCAUGUUUGCUUGAAAAUAUCCUUUCUAUGGCAGCCUCGCUUAUCAGUUAUCCAAUUAGAAAGAACAGGGUCAUAUCUGUAAUGCUCAAGAACUCCACCCUUCACUGAACAGGGGGCAAUCAGCAGCCACAAAUUACUGUGAUUGAAGAGAUUAGUCAAUGCAUAGGCAACAGCGAGUGGGAGAUCAGAAAAACACAGCUUUCUUCUAGGAGUUUAUGUCAGGCUCAGUUGAUUCUUCCAGUUAAAUUUCUGACCCAGUUUGAAGAAACACCAGAGCACUUCCUUGUUCCACCUAAUGAUAUGUUAUUCUCCAAAAGCUUGGUCUGGCCGAAGGGCAAGCGCGCUGUCCUACAUAUUUCAUCACUAACCACUGACAAUAGCGUCUGAGCAAGUCAAACAUUACUUGGAAGUUGUCUCAGAGUAGGCCCAUAAAGUAACGUGAGGUUUUGUUUGGCGUCUUCCCAGUUAUCUUGGUGCAAUCUGUGGUUAAUGUGUAGGUGGGAGGUGUGGAGGAUACAGUUUAAGCCUUAAGCACACACCUUCCUUUACACUUCAAAAAGCAUACAUGCUAUAAAUCUUGUCUCCCUCUUUUCUGCGCUGACACAUGUUUCUGGGUCGGGUGCAAGAGUAUUACACAAAUUGUAUUGGAUCAUUUUUACCUCCUUUUUUUUAGAUAUUCAAGAAAAAACAAAACUUUUAGUAAAGUGGAGAAAAUCUUUAUCAUGGGUCACACUAGCUUCCAACCAUUCAUGCUGCGGUUAGAGACAAACAAGGGCAAACUAAUCAGUUUAAUCCUAAUUGACUUUUGGAGUACAAGAGGCAAAGACUGAGCUCUGAAGACCUCUUCUGCUCUUACAUGACUUAAUAAGCUGGUUAGCUUAACUUUGAGCAAAGUUAUCAUCUGGUCGAGACCACAAGAGAGCCAAAAGAACAACUACUAUUGUGCUGAAACAUGUUAACUUACACACAGAAGGAAAAAUCAACUCACAAAUUAGCUCAAACAGCCUCAAAUUUUAUGUUGGUUGUGUUGUCAUUUGUCAUUAGUCAUUUGCCUUCAACUUUAGGCUAUUACGCCAUAUUCCAUAUCUUGUGCUCUGCCAAACUUGGACACUAGUAGAGCACACUUGCUAUUCCCAAUUUAAUUAUUUUCAUCUGUUUUUUAAUUAGAAAAAUAUUUCAAAUGGUCUGAAAUGCUGUCUUAGAGAAAGACUGAAUAAACAUGGCCUGUGUGUACAGCUUAUCUUAAUCACUAUAAUAAGGGCCUGUGUCCACUAAUGGUAUUACUUCAUUGGCAGCACCCAUGACCUCAGUUUCGGAGUAUUUCUUACCUAUGCUCUCUGCCACCACACUGCAAAAGUUGCACCCGCUGCAUUUCUGCUCCACAUAGUGGUGACUGAUACAUCUGUUUCAAAUAUUCUGUGUGUAUAGAAACCAUAAACUAGCAUCAGCAGUAGCUCUAAACCUAGAAGCUGUACACUCUAUGCAAAAGUGUGGUUACCUUCUUCAACAGAAAGGCUUGAAAAACAUUGUUAGGGAAAUUGAUAUCAAAAGUCCCUCUUCAAAAAAGAUUAUGUCUGUGGUGGACACAGGCCUUAAUAUGUUUUGAGGAAUUGACUGAAAGGCAGCAGAUGACAAAUAAGAGCUUUAUUUUGUUUAUAGCUGUGAACACAGUCUUGUUUCCUUGUCCUAUUUGCUUCUACUUCCUCGAGCAGACUGACAAGUAAUUUUAAGAAUGCUCCAGUGAUCAGCACUUACAAAACGGGUCAGGGCCCUUUGUGUCUGUUUAAGUUUGCAGCUCCAGCAGUUCUGUUAAAUGUGGUGUGACGACCACUAGAUUGAUACCUCUCACCUGUCAAAGCCUGUUAUUUGACAUGGCUGACGAGUGGUCAUUACACUCUAUUUCCUUCCCCUCUACUUUGUGGAUCAGAGGGGUUGUACACCCCUGAAGGGUAAAAAAAAAAAACUGCACCACUCAAGUCUCAGUUUCACAUCCAAGAAAGCAGUGAAAUGAAUUUGAACAGAAUCUGACAGAAUCUCACCCACUGUCCUCUUUGUUCUCCAUGACCGCAAACUCUAUUUAACUUUGGCUUGACAAAAGACGAAAAACUUGACAGUGUCAGAGGUGCAUUUCUUUGGGCGUAUAACUCAAGUGAAACGCUGGAGAAUCUCUAUGCAUAGUCCUUUGCCCUACUAUUUGCUAAGGGCGCUUGCUCUGGACCCCUUAAGUUCAUUCAAAGAAGCUUUUCAUAUCUGACAGGUCUAGUCCUGCUGUCCUUUUGUCUCUGGGUGUCUAACUGUUCCUCUGGGAAGCGGACUAAUUCAACAGGAAUGCAUACUUUUCCCAUCACCCCCCACUGCAAAGCUUUUGGAUUUGGGAUGUUACCCUGGAGACUGCAGGUUAUGCUAAGAACCCAGCAUGGUGCACUUAUAUGCCAGCUGCAGGCUCAUAGAUGCCUGUGCACACAGAUAUUAUGCAUGCGUAUGUAAGAUAACACUUGUCUUUCACCCACUUUAUUCUAUGGGAAUCGAAUUAAGGGCCAAACCUUGCAUUUGUAACCUGAGACCCACUCUCAAUACCAUUCAGAGAUGCAAUUUUGCCCAUGCUGGCUCUGAAGAUAAUUGUGUGAAGCUCAUUGAGGAAACUGGACUCCCUGGCUCUUUUCACCACACACAAGGACUGAUUGUGCCCUGAGGCCGUGGGUAACAGACUGACAGAGACUAUUUCCAGGUGAAAAACAUGGAGUUGUCCUUCACACCUUGUUACAGCUGCAGGAAUGCAGCAGAGGAUGCAGAUGCACUGUUGGAAAGGGAAAUGCUUAAAGACCCACUUCGAUAAAAAUCAUGUUUUUAUUGUUUUAGAUGUUCAUAUAGCAUUUUUCCCAUGCUACAGGACAUAUUAUGAGAAAAAAGGGGGGAUUCAAAUGGCUGUGAAUCUCAUGCAGACCCAAACGCAAGUUUAGAAACAGUGAGAUUUCCUACGUAGCAAAUCCAAGCUUUGCCCCCAGAGCCCCCUAUGCAGGCCACAGUCGGAGAAAUAAAGAGGACGAUCAUGAAACAAGCGUGUGUUAACGAAUUACAAUGUUCGUAAGAAAUCUAAAUAUGAUAUUAACUACAUUAGUGUCCGAGAGCUGAAUCGCUUCUAUGUUACCUGCUACUUUUACACCGGCAAUGUUAGGCUGCAAAAUAGCAUGAAAAGAGGUGGGCAGAGCAGCGCUGACUCCGCCCACGACUCAGAGGCGAAUUGCUAAUUAUCUCUGAGCUCUGCAGAAGAAAAGCCCUUGAAAAUGAUACAGGUAAUGCGAUUUUGGCGAAAAAAAUAAUCACAAUUUAAAGACCACUGAGAACACUUUAAAGUGUAAAAACAAAAACGAUCAGAGUGGGACUUUAAACAAGUGUAACAUUGCAUUAUAUUUUACAUGAACUCUACUUGUCUCAUGGAAAUUCAUAAUAGUAAACAAACAUUGGCAACAAACCGAUAAAUCACUGCCAACCUUUGGUCCUAGAAACUUUCUCUGUCACUUUUCGUCCAGAAAUGGGAGUUUGCUGCUGGUUUGCUUGUUGGGCCCUCUCAUAAAGGAAAGCACACUCUGUCAUUAUGAUCAGAUCUAUCCUGAGAAAAAAACCAUGAAGGGACAGACCCUAAAAAUGGAUGGCUACACUUACACUCACACACACUCGCGCACAUACACACAUAAUCCAAUCUCAGCCAUGCCCUUCGUGAUCUCUUUAAACUGUUAUUUACCUCAGGAAGCUGCAGAUUUGUCUACCUCUAGACGAAGGAGCUUUACAGCUUUACUCCAAAGCCUGGCACAAAAACACAAGCAUGCAGCCACAGGUAAACACACACACACAAUGGCUUAAAAACACACAUACACGCCCAAAUAAAAUAGGGGAAAGGACGCACAAAAACACACACACACACUCACUCACUUGUGCGCACUCUGGUGCAUUGAAGCCUACCAGGCCAGACAUGGAGACAAUGCAGGAGACUGGAGGCUCUGAGACAGUGUCUUUGUUGGAGUCCUGUAAUCUCCUCGCUGAGGGUCACAUUCUUUGUCCAGGCCUCGAAAUGCAGCCUCCUUACUGAUGCCCUCAGGCUCAGUGUGUGUGUAUUUCUGAGAGUGUGAGAAAAAAGGCAGGCAGAGAGAGAGGCGGAAGUAGAAAUAGGCAUUCUUCUGAGAAAUGAUGAUGUUGGUGAACUGGCAGAGGAAUGCCGUGCCGUGCGUGUUUGUGGGGGGACAAGGGGAGCUGGAGAAGCGGGGUGUCAGGGGAGACAGUGACUGGUGUCCUGGAGGCACGUGGAGUGAACUCCGCCGCGUUCGCUGACACCACUAGCACUGCCAGCUGACCCUGCAUGCCUCAGGAUCUCCAACCUGCUCGGUGUGUAGUGACCUGGACCUCCUGAUGAUCUAACGGGGUGACCCGGAGCGAGGUCAACAAAGAUCUGUCUCAUUUCUUGACACUUCUUCAGCUUUUUCUCUCUGGAAGAAACUGAGACAAACUUGGUAAAAUGAGACACGUUUGCACUUUUGAAAUAUUUUGUCCCCUGAGGAACUAUUAUUCUGUCUUCUGAGCUCUGUGCUUGUGAGUGUGUGAGUGUGUGUGCGCUUUAAUAGCCCAGGCUGUCACCCCUGCAUCCCUGGGGAGGAGUUAACAUCUGCCCCUUGUGGGGGUGGGAUAGCAGUGCCUCACCUCUUUGUGUUUGGGUUGAGGGGGAACACCAUCUGCUUGUGCUCUCGCUGACAAAAACAUCACUCCACACAGAUUUCCUGCACACAAAAAUACACACGCUUGUCAGUGGACAGAAAGUACAGAAAAUUGUUACCUAAAAGCCGACUCUUUUUAGUGUAACUGUUCGUGUGCAUGAUAGAUUUUUCUGACAUUAUUUAUUUUGUUUACCUAGAUUUGUGUUUCAUCUUUGCCCCAUAUUUUUCUCUCUGUGUCUUUCAGGCUCAGCAAAGAGAUGCCUUCGUCCAGGAGCGAUAUGGCCAGUAUGACCUCAGCGAUCCGUUCCUCGCCCUGCAGCGGGACAGUGAAUCCGAGGAGCGUCAGAACACACUCGCUCAGACGCGCACACACCUGCAGGGCCGCGCCGUGGGCCCAAACCCUCUUGCUGUGCUUAAACUGGUCAUGGCUCACUGUAAGAAGAUGCAAGAGAGGAUGAUGGGACAGUUGGCCGCUGCUGAGAGCAGACACAGGAGGGUAAGAUCCGGUUCACUCUCAAUCUCUCCCACAUGGUGUGUUCUGGAGCUCACAUGUCGGCACUUCAGAUUUGCGUGCUGGGAGGACGCUGGUGUGACACUGGGGCGCCCGCUUGCACAAUAGGGUUGUUGUGUAUGUGAAUGUGUGCAUGCGUCUUCUCUGCAGACUCGACUUAGGGGAGCUAGGUUUACAGACAGCAGCCACAUCUUAGUCUUAGGGGCUGAUGUGCAGCUUUCUCACAGUUCUGAAGGCUAAUUUAAAGGGAUAGUCCGGUGUAAAAUUAAGUCAUGGUCAAAUACACUGUAACACUGAGUUAAACACCCCCUCGAGAGAUGAAUGUUGCCGACUGCUUGCUUCUCUAGUUAUACCAACUUUAGUAAUGAUCGCAAGAUAGAAAUACACAGCGGUCUACGACUCCAUGUGCAAACCUCAACCAAAAAGCCACUUUAUAGCUACAAAUAAUGCUCAGAACAGCACCUAACUCAUCAACAAUACAUGUAGGGUCCCAGCCAUAGUACUAGCCACCAAACAUCUUUUUAACUUUGCCUAAUUUCUUUUGCAAAGAGACAAAACACAACUCACCUACUCUCUUCCAGCAGCCGCUUGUUUAAGUGGGAGCCCUGACGAGUCGAUCAUCAAGUGCAGGAGAGUUUCACAGCUCAAGGAAGAACAUUUAUGAUCAUUUCUUCAUGGCAAUGCAAUCAGAACAAGACAUUAAGGCAGAAGAAGUACCGCGUCUGCUGUGCAAAAUGAUAUGCAGCGGAUCAUUUCCUUGAAGUAGUAAUCAUCAUAAUAAUCAUCUUGCACUGCAGACUCAGUAGUUCUUCUGCCUUAAUGUCUCGGUCUGAUUGCAUUUCCAUGAAGUAAUAAUCAUAAAUUUUCCACUGCACUUGGUGAUCGACUCGUCAGGGCUCGCACUCAAACAAGCGGCUGCUGGAGGAGAGUAGGUGAGUUGUGUUGAGUCUCUUUGCUAAAGAAAUUAGGCAAAGCUUAAAAGAUGUUUGAUGUCUAUGGCUGGGACCCUAUAUGUACUGUUGAUGAAGUUAGGUGCUUGUCUGAGCAUUAUUUGUGGCUAUAGAAUGGCGUUUUGGUUGAGGUUUUCCCGUGGGGUGAUAGACCGCUGUGUAUUGCUAUCGUGUGGUCGUUACUAAAGUUAGUAUAACUAGAGAAGCAAGCAGUCGGCAAAAUUCAUCUCUCGAGUGGAUGUCUAACUCGGUGUUAGGGUGUGUUUGACCAAAACUUAAAUUUACGCCAGAAUAUCCCUUUAAGUUAUGAACACUAUUAGAGAGGACUUAGAUUAAAUAAUGUCUAAUCAAUGCUUUGUGUGUUUGUGUGUUUGACAGAUGAUAGCUGAUCUGGAGGAGGAGAAGAGACGCCAUGCCCAGGACUCUGCUCAAAAUGAUGACUUCACCUUCAUGCUGCAGACAGAAAGAGACAAGCUGCUACAACAGGUAUCACUUUCAUGUCCAACAAUACUGUCUGAAGGCUCAUUUAUACAUUUUUAUGACUGAUAAUGAUGGUCAAAUAUUACCAACACUUGCAUUCCCACCUGCUGAUAAGACAAGCACGUCUCUUCAGUUUGUCUUUCUCCUUUAUCGCAGCAGCAUCUGUGAUUUAAAAGCCGAGCAGUAAAGCAGGGUCAUUCUAUUGUGUAACUCAGUCAGAUAGAGAGAGAGAGAGCUCGCCCUGUUGAAGUACAGGCUCACACAGACACCCGAAAGCACAAGCUGGGCUGUUCCACAGGAAACAGAGGAGGAAGAGGCCAUUGUUUAGUUGUCCAGAAGCCAUGGGGCUUUACAGCCUCAGGAAACCUGAGAUAAUGGAUGUCCAUGUCUAAUGCAAGGUCAGCUCACAUACACACUCAGACACACACGCUGUGAGCUCACAGUCAGCCACUCGCUAUACAAACUUCGCCCGGGGGCCUUAUGUAAGACGGGCUUCCUGAGUGUCUCCUGGUCUUCCUCAGGCCUUCCCGUCAGUGUUGUUUUUUGUGCAGUAAUCACACACUCUAGAUUGUGUUUCAUCACCUCCAGUUUCCCCCCUGUUACUCAUCAAAGCUUUUAAGCAGCCUGGUCACCCUCUUAUGACCCCAUACUAAACUCAACUUUUAAAAAAACAUGCCCAGCAAGCAAAUUACUAUCAAAGCAGGAUGAACAUAAACAACUGUCUCUUAAAAUGUCCCUUCUGCUUCUAAAACAAUGAAUUCUGCCAAAAUCCCUUCUGCCAGUUCGGGUCUUUUUAGAGCAGAUUCACUUUAUUUGUUUUUAGAUAAUGUGUCAAUAAAUACCAAAAAAGCUUGGAAAAAAGUGAAAAACAAUUCAUUACCUCAAAAGUUAGUUAGCUAUUUAGGGAUUGUGUGCUUUGGUCUGUCAGCGUGGGCCUUAUUUUGCAAAAACUACAUAAUUUACAACACUUAAUCUUUUUUAAAAGAGUUUUAAUUGAGGUUUUAAUCAUAUAAUAAAAGCACAAGAGAAAUCUCACUUUUAUUUGCACACAAAAGAAAGAUUACCUUUUUAGUAUGUCCAAAUAGUCUGAUUAAAAAGCUCUAAUUUGACAAAAAGACACUAUCAACUGCUACCAGCUGAAGUUUAGUGUUCAAAUUUAAGGGAUUAAGCGCAAAACACUAAUCUAAAUGUUUUAUGGAAAAGCUAGAAGACUUCCCUUUCAGAGAACAGUUGGGUUAUUGAUACCAGGAAAUAUCCUCCUCCUGUUCAGUCUAGUCUAACAUCAGUGUGCUCUUGCCUCCUUGUGGUCAAAUCUGGAAUUGUUGCCUCCCUAAUCCCUUAUCAUCUCUUUCUAGUUGGAAGUGGAACGUGCCGCCAUGCAAAGGCUGGAAGAGGAGCAAGCACAGGCGGUCAACCAGGCAGAGGAGUCACUUUCCCAGCAGCAGCAGCUCUCCUCCUCCCUGACUCUGGACCUCCAGAAGGCUAAAAGCCAGGCCCAGGAGGAGGCCCAGAAAGCUGCCCGGCUUCAAACUUUGCUCCAAGAAGAGGCCAGCGCUCUGGAGAAGCUCCAGGGGGUUCUGGAGGAAGAGAGGAAGAGAGCAGCUCAGCUAGAGGCUAGCUCUAAGAGGCAGUUGUCUGAGUUUGACACAGAACGAGGACAGAUGAAGGCAAGGAUCACGAAAGAGGAGGAGAGGAGCACGGAGCUGGAAAAGCAGCUUGAGGAGAUGAGGAAGAGGUUGGCUGAGACUGGAGGAUGUGAGGAAGAGGUAAAAGAGGCUGUGCAAGAAGUCAAAGAGUCAGUAUCCAAGGUGACGGCAGUGUCCGCCUCUGUUCAGACUGAGCCAGAUGGAAAGAUAGCUCCCAAACCUACAUCGGUGUCAAAGGUUAACGGCUAUCAUGCUCAUAAAGAGACUGAGCCGACUCAGGAAGGCAGAGGAGCAGAAAAUGGAGCAGUGGUAGAAAAUGGGGGAGGGGGGCAUUUGCAUUCCCCUCUUUACCCCCAUCAUCACCCUCAUCCUCCUUCUCCUUCGAGUACAGCCUCCUCUUCCCUCUCCUCUUCUCCCAUCUCCUCCCCUGUUCUCGCCAAGCGUCUGGGCAGCCCCGGCUUCCAUCAGUCCUCCUACCAGGCUGGAGUCAACCAACGUUUCCAGGCGGCCCGACACAAGUUCCAGAGCCAGGCGGAGCUGGAGCAGCAGCUGCACGGUGGCCCCCUCUCCCCCAGGGACCUCUCUCCUACCACCUCCUCCUCCAUUUUGCCCCCACCAGAGCACAGCACAGCCAAGCAGCUGGCCCGCAACACCGUCACCCAGGUGCUGUCCCGCUUCACCAGCCAACAGGCAGGGGUGAAGCUGGCGCCCAUCAGCAGCUCCCCAUUUGGUACAGACUAUCGUAAUGUAGCGGCGACCCCUCCAGGGGGGCGGUCUCCGUCUUCAGGGCCUUUAUCGCCAGGCAUCCGCUCCCCUCUCACUCCUCGCUCGGAGAAAACCCAUCCUCCUCCGAUCCCUCCCAAAAAGCCGGGUAUGAGUCCCACACCAGGCUCCCCGAGUCACUCUUCACGAAGCAGCCUCUUCCCGGAGCUGACGGGGAACUGCGGACAAAGCAACACCGGGCAAGAGGGAAACAAGGAGCCGGACCUGCUUUUAUCUUCUAGCAGCUAACAACCAGAUCACACACACUAACUCCUGCAAUGUGUUAGGCUUAAAUCAGCAGUUAAUGAUUAAUUCAUGUGUACCAGCCUUUAGAGCCACUUCAUGAGGUUUAUGACUCGCAGUCUAGACACAAUAAAGUUGGAGGGGUUCAGAUCAGAGCAUCCAAGAGUUUGUUACACCUUAAUCGGAAAAGAAAGAUCUGGAACUCAAUCAAUGAAAUCAAAGUUCUUAAAAGUAUGAUUGAAUAUUCCUGCUUUUAUUCCUUCAUUUUGAUACUUUUGAUAACUUAUUUUUAUUUUGUAGCUUGGCCCAUGUCCUAUUUAAGACCUCCACUGCAGCCAGCCAUCAGGUAGAGCUCUGAAAGUUUUGGCUUCGCUUCUGUUAAACUGAAGGAAAAAAGGUUACAAGGGCUAAAUAACCUAGAGUGUGGCAAAUAUGUAGCUUUCACCAUUUCACAAAAGUUAGUUUUUAGUAGAGAUGCACCGAUCCAUUUUUUUCCGAUCCAAUCUGAUACCGAUACGUGGGCUGAGCGUAUUGGCCGAUAUCCGAUCCAGUACUACUGUUGAAUGAAUGAACUGUAUACCUUGCCCUGUGAGUGAAGGCGUCAGGCUUGACAUUAGCCUUGUUAAAAAAAAAAGGUAACAAAUUAACACAGAUAUGAAUUAACUUAAAACUAUUUAUUAACAAAUAAACUGCACAUUAGCACACAGCAAAAAGAAGUAAGACUUCCAUGUAAACAUUUACCGCAAACGGAUAGACAGACAGAAUAUAGAGCGAACAGAAUCGCUGUGUUGCUGUGUAUGAUAUUGACUAAAAGAAGAAAAAGACUGGAUCGGUGUCAUUCAUCAGAUAGCCGAUCCAGUUAAUUUGUCCACAUCGGAGCCGAUAUCCGAUCCAAAUAUCGGAUCGGUGCAUCCCUUGUUCUUAGUCCUUAAAUCUUUCCACUUUUUAAAAAAUCUCUUAUUGAGAUGAUCCAUUACAACAAGGUUAUUGUGUAAAUAGUUUGUAAGGAUUAGCAGUCGUUUCUCUUUGAAUGAAUGAAUGACACGUGCAUGUGCUGGUUUUUUUUAAACUUUAAGAAGACACUGAAUCUUUUCUAAAAGGGACACUUUAUACUUCUAUACUGUAAGAUAUCAUGCUGUUUGUCUACAAUUUACUUUACUUUGUUCAGGGAAAGUUAAUUUCUGCUUCACCCAAACCAAGAAGGACAAUGGACUCUAUGGGAUAUUCGAUCAGUGAGCAUCAAAAAGGGACUGUAGUUGUUUUUUAUAGUGUUCAAUAAUUUUCAUUGUACAAUGUCCACACAUCAGAUUCUUUUGAAUUUAAAGCAAAGACUUGAUUUAAGUUUUUUUUUUUUGGCCAGUUUAUAUCUGUAGAUUUAUACACUGUACGUCUGUGGGGGCAGUGGCCCUCAGCUGCCUGUAAUAAAUAUGCAUAUCAUGAACCCCUGUGCUAUUUUAAAUAAAUAUCCCAUGCCUUAAAGCC